This is a messenger RNA of Brienomyrus brachyistius, 1839 nucleotides long. It is a transcript of the gene lmo4la, whose product is annotated as LIM domain only 4a. The transcript has 5 exons. Bases 367 to 849 code for a protein of 160 amino acids. The record is from RefSeq and is a predicted model, not a curated record. NCBI's taxonomy places the organism in Eukaryota, Metazoa, Chordata, Actinopteri, Osteoglossiformes, Mormyridae.
GCGCGAGUCAGGAGUCGUUGUGCUGCGUGGAGGGGCGGUGGUCCGCGGUUAACGCGUGUUAUCGAAAACAAAAGUCUGUCGUUUGGAUUUCUAGGACGCUGGCUUAUAAACUUCUUUUUAAUUUACUAAUCGACACGCAGAUAAAUCUAAGUGUGCGCGAAGUCAUUAUGUAAUGAUUAUUGCUCUGCACUAUGCGAGUAGUAGUUGAGUAGUAGUGGGUAAAAGCCGAAGCGAUUUCAGCCAGAAAAGAGGGCUUGUUUCCUCCACGGUUGUUCUUUAAGAGUUGAGCUCUUGGCCAGCGCGCUUGGAGUGUGUUUAUUUCGGAACUCCGCGGCACUUCGACCCGCCAAGACGGCCAGGCCUGCGAUGGUGCACAGCAGGGUGGAGCCUUCGUCCAUGGCAGGGGUGGGGGCGAGUUCACCCCCCAGGGGAUGCGCAGGCUGCGGGGGCCGCAUCGCAGACCGCUUCCUGCUUUUCUCCAUGGAGCGCUACUGGCACACUCACUGCCUGAAGUGCUCGUGCUGCCAGGCCCAGCUGGGCGACAUCGGCACCACCUGCUACAGCAAGGGUGGCAUGGUGCUCUGCCGGGACGACUACAUCAGGCUAUUCGGACACAGCGGGGCUUGCAGUGCCUGUGGGCUAUCCAUCCCUGCCAGCGAGAUGGUGAUGAGAGCCCAGGGCAGCGUGUAUCACCUGAAGUGCUUCACCUGCGCAACCUGUAGGAACCGGCUGGUGCCGGGGGACCGUUUCCACUACGUCAACGGCACAAUCUUCUGCGAGCAGGACCGGCCCAGUGGCACGUUGCUCAGCAGUCACCUGACCCCUUUGCCUGACCAGAAGGUCUGCUGAAGUGGCUUGGGUCCAUCUCCAUACCUGCUCCCUCCUCCUCCUCCAUCCAAGCAUAUCCUUGCGGUCUGUCGUGUACUUCCUCUGUCAUACCACCCCCCCCCCUCGCCCCCCACCCCCGUGGAUGUCAACGGUGGAUUAUAUCUCCUUAAUAUUAAAGGGUAUUCAAAACCAGCCACCGUCCCACCCGUGCACUUAGGCGAUCCUGAAAGACUGACUCUUCACGGAGAAGGCGGACGGCUGCUCGUCGCUCUCGGAUGUUUCAGCUGGUACCUCGACAUGCUCCCUGGAGAUCGCAGACCCACACGGACGUGACCUGGGCCAGACAAUGAAGCAAAGUGAGGUUCCUCUGACCCGCUCAGUGGCCAAAAGUCACGGGGACAACCUUGACAUGGGGAGACCUUUUAUCUGGUAGAUGGAACUCUGCAAGAGAUGAAAAGGACUGAACUGACACCCUGAAGGGGGGAGGGGCUGCAGGAUCUCUGAGCAGCAACAUAUCAGGAAAGUGAUCUGUGCCUCUUGCAGUGCAGAUGCAUCUGUCCUAUUUGGUGAGAAUUUUUGAGGAAAUCUGUAGAUCAGGUGAGCAUUUGGGUACUUGCUGAAAGGUUCUUGCUAUAACAUUAAAUCCUUGACUUAUUUUAAUUAUAAUCUUAAUGAUUUGUUUUAAUCUUUGGCCUAUUUCAUUUCUCAUUUAGUUUAUUUGAAUAGGGAUCAUUGAAGGAACAUUAAAUCAGAGGGUAUGAAAGACUGUACGGUCAGGUGUGAAUCGUUUUGUUCUGGAUGGCGCUGCCAUGUUGACGGACUUCACAGGCCUUUGUGAAAGGAUGAUGGUAACGGCCAACUGUACAAGUGUGAUGAUCUGUACAUAUUUUUCUAAUGCCAACGUGUCGUGCUGAAGUGAGGCUGAGUUCUUGUCUGUUCCAGUUUUUUGAUUGGAAAUUGAAAAAUGCUGUGAAACAGUUAAAUGGAAAAAUAAAAUGCUUAACAGACGUA